Molecule: messenger RNA, 1389 nt
Organism: Meloidogyne enterolobii
Lineage: Eukaryota; Metazoa; Nematoda; Chromadorea; Rhabditida; Meloidogynidae
Source: the annotation of a GenBank genome assembly
AUGAUCGACCAACUCCUGUUCAGAACUGCUGCAUUUCUUCUUCCAGUCAUAAAUUCAAUUCUUCGAGAUGGACCUUCAAAAGUUAAACCGAAAACCAUUGAAAAUAAAAGUUUCCGUACCUGUCAAUAUCCUUUGGCUUUAAUUAUUUCUCCAACACGUGAACUUUCUCUUCAAAUCUACAAUGAAUCGCGAAAGUUUUCGUAUCGUACGCCGAUCACUUCUGCCCUGUUGUAUGGAGGGCGGGAGAACUAUCGUGACCAAAUCAACAAAUUACGGUUAGGUUGUCACAUUUUAAUUGCUACACCAGGUCGUUUAAUUGAUGUUAUGCAAAAUGGCUAUAUAGCUUUGACUUCUUGUCAUUAUCUUGUUUUAGAUGAAGCUGAUCGUAUGUUAGAUAUGGGGUUUGAGCCCCAAAUUCGUCAAAUUGUUCAAGCUUCAAACAUGCCAGUUAAAGGGGAACGAAUUACAGCAAUGUUUUCUGCCACCUUCCCAAAGGAAAUACAAGUUUUAGCUCAGGAUUUUCUAAUGCCUGAUUAUGUGUUUCUUGCUGUUGGACGUGUUGGUUCAACAUCUGAAAAUAUUCGUCAGAACGUUCUUUGGGUCGAGGAACAUAACAAAAAACACCUUUUGGCCGAUUUGUUGGAUGGCAGUGAACCUGAUGCUUUGACUCUAAUUUUUGUUGAAACAAAGCGUGGAUGUAGCGAUCUUGCUUAUCUACUCCAACGUGAUGGGUACCAAUGUGUUGCAAUUCAUGGAGAUUUGAAACAGAUGGAUCGUGAACGUCAUUUGGAUAGUUUUCGAAUUGGAUCCACACCAAUACUUGUUGCUACAGCUGUUGCUGCUAGAGGACUUGAUAUUCCGAAUGUUAAACAUGUGAUAAAUUAUGACCUUCCAAACAAUAUUGAUGAAUAUGUUCAUAGGAUUGGACGUACAGGACGUGUAGGGAACAUUGGAUUGGCAACUUCAUUUUUUAAUGAUAAAAAUAGAAAUAUUACUCAUGAGUUGGCUGAAUUGAUUGUUGAAACUAAUCAGCAAUUACCCGAUUGGCUUGAACAAAUUUCUCGCGAGUCAGGCAAAUAUGGAGGUGUUCGGACUCAUGGAGGAGGUGGUGGGCGGCGUGGUGGAAGUUCAAAUCGUUUUGGAGGACGUGACCAUCGUGUGCAGUACACUCCACAGGUUCGUGUUGGUGGUGGAAUGCAUCAAUUUGGUCAUCAAAAUAAUGAUUGGCGUGGAAAUGGUUUUGUGGCAAAUCCAGUCGGUUUUGUGCCAAAUCCAGUUGGUGUAAGUACUUCUGCUUCUCCACGCAUUUCUGCUAUACCACAGCAGCAGCAACAACAUAAACCGGUGAAUCGGGCGCCUCAGCAAAUUCAACAGGUCAUUACAACUUAA